AUGUCUGACAAUUGUGACAUGUUUAGAAGCACUUCAGAGGAAGACGACGAGACUGGGGGAGUGCACUUUAUCAAUAAAAUGGACCUAUCUGAGGAGCAACGACAAGAGGAGCAAGAUAUCAAUGAAGAAGAAGAAGCGCUCAGGAGAAGACUUUAUCAGGCUGAAACCACAUACAGACAGAAGAAGGAGCUCCAUGAGCAGUUGUUUCAGCAUGGACUGGACCUAGAGGCAGAGAUAAACAAGACAGCAGCUGAGAAUGACUACUUCACCAGCAAAGUGAAAGAGUUGCAACAGCAGGUGGAAAAUAGAAGAAAACUGAAGGAGGGUGAGGAUGCUGAAGCCCUGCACAGGGAGCUCCUGUCCGAGAAAGAAAGCAGGAAGCAGAGCAGCUACAUAAGGGAGAUGGAGAAGGAGAAUCAGAAGCUGAAGGAGACAACAGAAUAUUUGAAUGCUGAGCUGGAACAACUCUCACUGGGAAAGAAUAAUCAGGAUCUGGAGCUGAGGACAGCAGAGCAGGAAUUAAAGCACAAACUGGAGGAGGUUCAGGAAGAACUACGUAGAAAAGAUGAGGAAAUAGAGACGAAGUCAGAGACCUUGACUCAAAGAAAUGAGAAGAUAGAGAACUAUUUCAGCAUCAUCGAGGAACUCAAGCAGAAUCAUCGAGUUCUUCAAGAGCAGCUGAGCAGUAGACCGGAGAAGCAGAUAUUAACUGGACAGAAGGAAACAUCAACAACAGAAAGACAGCAACAUAGUUCUAAGGCUGCGGAUGAGGAGGAUCAAGAGCACAAAGUUGAGAGGCACCAGAAGAAAGAAAAUGGAUGGUGUUGUUUGAGUGGCCUGUGGAAAGGAGUCAAGGCAGUAGGACACAUUGCUGUUUGUGUCCUCCUUACCGUUGGUAUCAUAGAGUCCAUGGCGCCUGUCUGCAACAGUCCAGAUCCUGACUGCAACCUUUGGAACAUGGCUUUGGACUGGCUGGAUCCCUACGAUGCACUACAUCACACACUAUCCUGUUUAUUAACACGUAGAAUCAAUCAAUCAGAAUCCAACCUCUCCACCAUGGGCAAGACCAAAGAGCUGUCUAAGGACAUCAGAGACAAGACUGUAGACCUGCACAAGGCUGGAAAGGGCUACAAGACCUUCAGCAAGCAGCUGCGCCCGCAAGGUCCCCCUGCUCCAGAAGGCACAUGUACAGGCCCGUUUGAAGCUUCCAAUGAACAUCUGAAUGAUGCAGAGAAGGUUUGGGAGAAGGUGAUGUGGUCAGAUGAGACCAACAUUGAGAUCUUUGGCAUCAAUUUGACACGCCAUGUUUGGAGGAAGAGAAAUGCUGACUAUAACCCCAAGAACACCAUCCUCACCAUCAAGCAUGGAGGUGGAAACAUUAUACUUUGGGGAUGUUUCUGUGCUAAGGGGCUGUGCUGA
Messenger RNA from Cottoperca gobio, 1419 nucleotides. RefSeq names its product restin homolog. Gene Ontology annotation, molecular function: nucleic acid binding. The transcript is spliced from 13 exons. Lineage: Eukaryota; Metazoa; Chordata; Actinopteri; Perciformes; Bovichtidae. The coding region runs from base 1 to 1419 and encodes 472 amino acids. The record is from RefSeq and is a predicted model, not a curated record.